GGAAAUGCCCCUUUAAAAGGCGGGGACAGGGAUACGGGGCGUGGCGGUGCCCAUUGAAGGGACCGCGACCACACCCAGCCAAGGGGCGUGUCCAUGCCCGCCGAAGGGGCGUGGUCACGCCAGUCGUGACUGCCACACCCCUUUAGGGGCGGGCGAAGCGACGCCCUCUCGUGAGGCCCCUCCCCGGAAGUGGGCGUGGCCGGCGCGGCGGCGGGUGGAAAGCGGAAGUACGACCGUGAGGGGACCUGGGGGGGGGCGGCGGCGGCGACCCCCCCCCCACCGCCGGUACCGGCGCGCCCCGGCAGGACCGGGAUGGCCGUGACUUAACCCCGGGAUGGAGCAGCCCCGGCCCCGGGACGCGGCCGAAGGAGUCUCCAGCGCUGCUUGGAACGGGACCUGCGGCCGCGCCGGGACCGCCCCCGGCCCGGGGGACGACGAGGAGGACGGAGGGGGCAGCGGCGACCCCGGGACUCCCUGCGGCUGCCGGGGACCCCUGGCCCCCACGCCGAGCCCCGCGGGGGAGCCCCGGGCCGGGGCCUGCGGGCUCGGCUGCCGCCACCGGGGAGCCCCCGACGGUGACGGGAGGGCCCGGAGGGCCCGGAGGUGGCCGAGGCAUCGCGGAGCCCCCCGGGAGAACGAGGAGGAGGAAGAGGAGGAGGGUGGAGGGCUGCGGGGCUGGGGCCGGGGGUCACUGCGGGCGGCCCGGGCGGGAGCCGGGCUGUGCCUGAGGCUGCUCGGGGCGCUCCUGGCGCUGCUGCUCCUCCUCUUCCUCCUCCUCCUCGGGGGGCUUCGGCUCUGCUGGCGUGGCCUCACCGCCGGAGCCCGCCGGGCUCGGGAGCUCCUGGGGGACCCCCGGCAGUGGCUGCGGGGCCGGAGGAGCCCCCCGGGCAUCCCCACAGCGGGGGAGGAGGAGCUGGGGCGGCUGCUGGCCCUGGCCGAGGUGCCCGAGGAGGAGCUGAACCCCUUCCAGGUGCUGGGGGUGGAGCCCUCGGCAGCCGACGCCGAGCUCAGAAAGGCCUAUCGACGCCUGGCCGUGCUGGUGCACCCUGACAAGAGCCCCCACCCGCGGGCAGAGGAGGCCUUCAAGGUGCUGCAGGCGGGCUGGGACCGGGUGAGCAGUCCCGAGCGGCGCCGGGACUACGAGACGAAGAGGCUGGCACAGAGCGAGCUGGCACGGUCCGUGGGAGCCUUCCUGAGCCGGCUGCAGGAGGACCUGAGGGAGGCCAUGAACGCCAUGGCCUGCAGCCGCUGCGGGGGCCGCCACAGGCGGUUUGAGCUGGACAGGGACCCGCAGCGUGCCCGGUACUGCGCUGAGUGCGGGGGGCUGCACCCGGCCGAGGAGGGCGACCUGUGGGCAGAGUCCCACCUGCUGGGGCUCAGGAUCACCUACAUGGCCCGCAUGGACGGCAGGGUCUAUGACAUCACCGAGUGGGCUGGGUGCCAGCGUGUGGGCAUCUCCCCGGACACGCACCGCGUCCCCUACCACCUGUCCUUCGGCGCCAGGGCCCCCCCGCCCGGGAGGCAGCGGACCACCCCCAAGGGCAGCCCCCCCACCCCCUCGGAGCUGCAGGAUUUCCUCGCCCGCAUCUUUCAGACCCCGGCAGCCCCUGGGGGGCCCUUCCCGCCGCCCCCACCCCCGGGGGCAGCCCCGCCUGGAGGCCCCCCCAGACCCGAGGGGGUCCCCCCCAGGGGGGACACGAAGCACAAGAGGAGGAAGAAGGUGCGGCGGCCGCUCCCGCGCUGAGGGGCCCCAGGCCCCGCCAAAGGGCUUCUUUGAAUAAAAAAAUCUAUUUUUCUUUUUUUUUUUUUUUUUAAGAAAA
This is a messenger RNA of Myiozetetes cayanensis, 1820 nucleotides long. RefSeq names its product DnaJ heat shock protein family (Hsp40) member C14 (gene DNAJC14). Gene Ontology annotation, molecular function: dopamine receptor binding. NCBI's taxonomy places the organism in Eukaryota, Metazoa, Chordata, Aves, Passeriformes, Tyrannidae. The record is from RefSeq and is a predicted model, not a curated record.